Messenger RNA from Miscanthus lutarioriparius, 573 nucleotides. The record is from the annotation of a GenBank genome assembly. NCBI's taxonomy places the organism in Eukaryota, Viridiplantae, Streptophyta, Magnoliopsida, Poales, Poaceae.
AUGGGAGGGGGCGGGUCGCCGAUGGAAGGGAGAGGGUCCUUCCAGUCGCAGUCUCCGCAGCAGCGGCGCUCGCCCCGGACCUUCCAGCCUCGGUCGCCGGUGACCUCCCAGCCUCGGUCGCCGGGGACCUCCCAGCCGCACGCGAACUGGGUGAUGACGCUGGAGCCGGCUGUGCACGUCCCGGGUGGGCCUUUCCAGCCGCUGCCGGAACAUGUUCUUCAGCGGCCUUUUGCGGAGUCGCCGGUGCGGUACCGCGAGGGUCCUUUGGAGUACGAGGGUGCCGUUUUCUGCCCGUGCGGACAGAGGAUGGCAAGAUUCAUUUCGUGGGGUUGUUUCCCGGGGAGGAGGUUCUACAGUUGCAUGGUUGCCAGAAAUGGUUGUGGAUUAUCGGAAUGGUAUGAUCCUCCCUUUUCUCAGUAUGUCACGAAUUUGGUCGGUGACUUGCGAGAUCGUGUGCUGGAAUUGCGAGCAAGAGUGCAGGCCUUGGAAGAAGAGGUUGCUGAAUACAAUGAGAAGAAACAAGAACUUCAGGACACUUUGGUGGAUUUGGUGAAGAACAUGAGCGUGAACUGA